Lodderomyces orthopsilosis Co 90-125 is the source of this 1746-nucleotide messenger RNA. RefSeq lists its product as uncharacterized. Gene Ontology annotation, biological process: amino acid transmembrane transport. Gene Ontology annotation, cellular component: membrane. The transcript has a single exon. Lineage: Eukaryota; Fungi; Ascomycota; Pichiomycetes; Serinales; Debaryomycetaceae. The record is from RefSeq and is a predicted model, not a curated record. Gene Ontology annotation, molecular function: amino acid transmembrane transporter activity. The coding region runs from base 1 to 1746 and encodes 581 amino acids.
AUGAAUUUCAUGAAAUAUUUCGAUAAAGAGUGUGUUGCAACAGUUGAUGUCGAAAGAGUAUCUGAGUUUGCGGAAUCCAUUGCAACUGAUAAAAUCAAUCAGCCCAAAGACUUCCAUGAUAACAUCGAUAUAGAAAAACACGGAGAAACACAAAGGAGAAUUACUCCACGUCAUGUGAGCUUGAUGAUUGUUGGACAGUCCAUUGGAAGUGGUCUAUUUCUCGGUGUUAGAACUCCCUUGAAUAAAAGUGGAUCAUUGUCAUUCUUUUUGGCAUUCACUUUAUGGGCAGUGUUUGUUGUCUAUCCUUUAAUGCAAGUUGUUGGUGUCAUUUGUUGUUAUUUACCGCUCAGGGGAUCAUUCAUUCAUUAUAGUGCCAGAUAUGUUGAUCCAGCUCUUGGAUUUGCUUCGUGUAUAAUCUACAUUUACACGUGUAUGAUGUUUGUUUGUCUUGAAGCUACAGCUUUUGCCCAAGUGAUUGGAUUUUGGACGGAUAUCAAUCCAGGUGUGUGGAUUACCAUUUGUAUUGUGAUUUAUCCCAUUGUUGGUGUUUUUGGUUCAAACAUUUACGGAGAAGUUGAGUUUUAUGCAUCAAUCUUGAAAUUGAUUAUGGUUAUUGGAUUGAUGUUUUUUUCACUUGUAUCAAUGUGUGGUGGAAACCCACGUCAUGAUGCAUAUGGGUUCCAGCACUGGAAUGAAGGUGGCUUGUUCAGAGAGUACUUGGUUGGUGGGAGCACCGGUAAAUUUUUGGGAUGGUGGAGCUCGUUGUCGUGGGCAGCGUUUGCUGCUGGUGGUCCAGAUGUAUUGGCUAUGCUUGCCGGUGAAAUCAAGCGACCAAGAACAACUAUGGCCCAUGCUGCAAAGAGAACCUAUAUUCGAGUUUAUAUCUUUUAUGUUGGUGGGAUGUUUUUCCUUUGUUGCUUAAUUUCGGCAGUAAAUCCGAAGCUAGUUGAGCAGUUACUGGCCGGCUCCAAUUCUUCAGCCGGGUCGCCUUGGGUGAUUGGUAUUGAAGAAGUGGGUGUUAAAAGUUUGGCCUCGGUAAUUAAUGCCGGCAUCAUGAUGGCUACUUUCUCAUGUGGAAAUGCCUUUUUUUACUGCUCCGCCAGAUCAAUAUACGGUGCUGCUACAGGUGGAUACUUACCUCGUUUUUUAGCCAAAUGUUUACCCAAUGGGUCUCCCAUAUACUGCGUUCUUAUCACAUUUGCUGUUUCCUUCCUUUCAUAUUUGAAUGUUAACGAAAGAGGGGCAGUUGUGUUCAACUGGUUUGUUAAUCUAUGUUCUGCCGGGUUAUUGUUGACGUAUAUUUGUAUAUGGUGGUCCUAUUUUCGAUUCCGCAAAGCGUGGGAAUAUCAAAAUAAGACGAAGAUGAAACAUCCAGAAUACCCAUACUUUUUGUGUCCACGAUGGAUGCAUCCAUUUUUCACUUAUUUUGGAUUUAUCUUUACGGUUCUAGUGGUUUUCUUUAACGGAUUCUGGAUCUUUUUCCCUGGUCAGUUUAAUGUCUCCAAUUUGUUUACAAGCUAUUUCGCUCCAGCAUUUUUCGUUUGUUUAUUUGUAUUUUGGAAGGUUUUCAAGCGUACACACUUUAGAAUUCCAGCAACUGCCGACAUAACUAGUGGCAAGCAAAGAAUUGAUGAUGAAGAGGAAGCAGAAGAGAAAGAAAUCCGCGAACAAGAAUUGAUAUUUAAUGAAACGGAAAAGUGGUAUCAAAGAGCCUGGCGGAAGUUUUAUGCAAUCUGGUUUACAUGA